Molecule: messenger RNA, 2463 nt
Organism: Pseudophryne corroboree (corroboree frog)
Lineage: Eukaryota; Metazoa; Chordata; Amphibia; Anura; Myobatrachidae
Gene: IQCB1
Product: IQ motif containing B1
Exons: 15
Coding region: 245-2047 (600 amino acids)
Biological process (GO): cilium assembly
Cellular component (GO): cilium
Molecular function (GO): calmodulin binding
Source: RefSeq, a predicted model, not a curated record
UAUAUGCGCGUAAUGGUCCUAGCAUAGCCGGAUCUCCCGGGGUGCAAAGCGACAAGGCCUGGCCUAAAUGAUCAGACCCGGCUAGAGUUGUUGCUGGUUGCUAGGCGACGUCGCGGAUCUGACACGGCGGCCUGUGUCUGCCACACAGAGUUCGCUCCUGAGUCCUGGCCGCCGUCACUCCCUCCCUGGACUGGCAGCGACCGUACCCAGGUGCCGCAUACACUGGAGCCGCCAAGACUGAAAGAUGAGUGAGAAACCAUCGGAGACUGUGGAUCGCAGGAUAUUGGAACUAGCCUCUAAACUAACUGAGAGCAGCAAUGGAUCAGUCCCAGUCUUGUUGCUGAAUAUAAAAGAGAUUUUAAAAGGUGUGGCGGCUGGAAGCAAACAGUUGUGGACACUUAAAGAGGAUUUAUAUUAUUAUGGCCUUACCCAGUAUUGUGUUUUAGUUUUGAAACAAGACUAUAGCCGUGUGGAAGGAUGCUGGGUGACAGCUGCUAAUCUCGCUGAUGUAUUGAGUACCUGCUGUUUGGGACUGGAUCCUAAGAAUGAUGCAGAAGAGUUUCGCACUAAACUAUUGCCUGAUGCUGUCCUGAAUAUGCUGGUUCUGGGAAGACGCAUUCAAGCACGAUACGUUCGCUCAGUCAAGGAUGAAGAGAAAGGAGAGCUAUUCCGCAAUUUCAAACUGGUGAUGGAUUCCAUAUGUCGGCUAUUCAGUGGUCACGUCCAGCUAGCCGAAUAUGUUUUCAGGCAGAAGCACUUCUUGCAGUUAUUGAUGACUGAUGAUGUGGAGACCGGAACCAUUGUAAUGUCUGUGCUGCAGAAUAUCCUGAGAGCCAACAGUGCAAUCCUGAGCACCGUUCCGGUGGAGGCCCUGAAUCCAAUAUUGCAUGAACUUGUUUACAAUCUUUCUGCAUCAUCCAAUCCAGUCACUGGGAAUGCUGCUACUCGAUCAUUGCUUUUAAUGGUGGAAUCCAACCCAAGUGUUGCAAAGAUGGUGGGCUCUCAAUAUAAAGGGCUCAGAUCUCUGUUAAGCAAGCAGUGGACUGGAAAAGGCUUCGGCCGAGAGCUCAGUCGACUUCUAGAGGUGUUGUACUCCAGUUCUCUCCAGCAAGAAGAAAUGCAGAGACUGCACCGUGCUGCGUGCCUCAUUCAGGCCGUAUGGAGGGGAUUCCAGAUGAGGAAAAGAAUGAAAAAGCUUCCCAGGGCUGUGACUUCUUUGCAGCGGAGUUUUAGAGCUAAGCGAGAGUUAGAAAUGAAUCAGCUGAAGAGACAGAGAGAGGAAGAACAACUACGAGAACAGCUGCAGCUGCAGAGGCUCAGAGCAAUGAGGGAGUUUCGGGAAAAGCAGCUCACUCUCCUGGAAAUUGUCCAUGCAGGACAAAUGGACAAACAUAUUCGGGAAACACAAGAGAAGUCUGUGGUAUUUGUUCAGAAACACUGGAAGGGAUACAAAGCUAGAAGGCAGUUCCACCAUCAGAAACAAGCGCUUAAACAGUACAAGGCCGCAAUUAUCAUUCAGAGGGCGGCUUUGAGGUUUUUAAACAGACGCAAAAAGAUGCGAGAAUCGUUGUCUCCAUGGAAGAAACACCAGGAUCUGACUGAUGGACAAAGACUUCAGCUUCAGCAGAAAGUGGACACCGACCUCCGCCUACAGCCGGUCCACCAGAUGUCACUAGAGGAAAGCCAGGAGCUGUAUGUAAAAGUACAGGACAAGUUGGGACAGUUUCUUCUGAGGAGAAAGGCGGAACAGAGUGGAGAUCAACGCAGAGAAGCAUUGCUGGUCCAGAUCAACACCGAUAUUAAUAUGUUGAUGGGUGCCCCGAGUCUUAGAGAUGCCACAGAGAAGGACAUUGACUUAUUUACCAGCAGAUCUGUUCCUGUGUCCCAUAAAGCCAAGCAGUGUCACAGCACGAUGCUUAAACGCAGUCGCUGGCCCUGGUGGAAGAAGCUCAGUGAUGAAUUUGUCGAGGAAGAUGAUGGUUUGGUGGGUGACAUAACUGAUUUUGAGCAUGGUAUCAUAUUCAUUGCUGGCAGCAAACAGCCCUAACUUACAGUACCAUAAUCUCCGAAAAAGUUCAAUUCAGUUCAUCAGCCAUAUGGUUCUAUAGCUCUGUAUUUCAUCCCCUGAGGCGUUUGUCUAGGCUACAACUAAGAGAAAGCAUCUCUAUAAAUCCUCUUGCUGUUUGCAGGCUGCCGUUAAUGUGUUGUUUCUGAUAACAAACUAACACGGAGGCAUUUCAGUGCUACUUUUCUAGAUAAAUAGAGAGGAGGCUAAUAAGUGUCACUGUGUUUUCACAUGUAAGGUGCUAUCACCAGUUUCCUGAAUACUAUAUCUGUUGUCACUUAUCACCAUUGUUAAUAUGUAGAUAUUGUAUGUACAUUUGUGUAUGUUGUACUUGUUAGUGUUUUGUUUUUUCUAAUAUUUUAUGUUUACAACUAAUAAUAAACAUUCUUUAAACUGUU